Molecule: messenger RNA, 2357 nt
Organism: Xenopus tropicalis (tropical clawed frog)
Lineage: Eukaryota; Metazoa; Chordata; Amphibia; Anura; Pipidae
Product: adapter protein CIKS
Exons: 9
Coding region: 675-1670 (331 amino acids)
Biological process (GO): interleukin-17-mediated signaling pathway; protein polyubiquitination; inflammatory response
Cellular component (GO): cytoplasm
Molecular function (GO): ubiquitin protein ligase activity
Source: RefSeq, a predicted model, not a curated record
AGCGCUGUCUGAAAGUGUAUGACUUAUCCUAGAUGGAACACCCGGAAGCAAGUUCCGAAAGGGAUUUUUAUAACCAAGGAUGAGCAUCACCUGAAAAAAGAGUUUAAAGAUUGAGGGGGGAACUCUAGGAUUUCACAUAGGAGUUAAUUCACUGAGUGAAGGAAAUUCCCAAAGGGAGUUAUUAUACUCUAUGAGCCAUAUAGGAUACUGAGAGUAUUUUGGGUACACACCUGCAGAGUGAGAACAAAACAAUGUUUUAGGGUAAAAUACCCUAAAAAACUUAGCGCUUCUUGGUGAUAGUCCUUGAUGAAAUAAUCUUCAAAGUGAUUGUGUGCAGCUUCCGCUCCAAAUCAGCUCCCCUUUAGUUGAGCCUCAAAUGUGUGUGCAGAAAAAUGUCAAUGGAAGUGCAUAAAAUAAAACAGAAACAAAAUAUAGUGCAGAUCAAAUGGAUAUUGUGUGAACCAAGAUCCCAUAAGUGCUUAACAAAUAGUUAAUGCCAAAGUGUAACACCCAAUCCUAGUGUCUCAUAUAUAUGCUCACCAGACACCCAUUAAAAGUACAGCAUAUAAAACAACCCGACUGGCUCACUUUACUGGCUCCUGAGGAAGCGUGCAGAGAGCACGUGAAACGCGUUGAGCUGCAAUUGAUUACUGCUUUUAUCGUUGUACACACUGAUGAGCUUCCCUAUACCAGAGGAAAAUUAUGAAUCUUGCUAUGCAGAGGACAUUUCUAGAGAUGCUGACCAAGGGGCUAGAGCAUCUCAGAAUCCCUCUGGCCGUGGUCAGCAGAUGUAUCUUCCAAGUAAAGACACAUGCUAUGGCUCCCAGUCCCCUGAUCGAAUGGGUAUAAAUAACUUGGAAGCUCCACAAACUCUUAUUUCAUACAGCUUGGACCAUGGAAAUAAUCUCAAAGGAGACGGGAGGCAAUAUCCACACUGCAUGCUCAAUGCUAAUGUGCCUCUACAACAGCAGUAUUACCAUGAACCACCCCAGCAGUCAAACUACAAUAUACCACAGCGACAGAUUGCUAUGCCUGUGGCUGCUGUUCCGUACAGAAUGGAUGAAAGUGAGGGGCAAAAAAAUCUGGAUCGUAGAAGGUAUGAAGAGAGUGCCCGAAUCGAACCAAGAGGUGUACUAAAGACAUGCAAUUUACCAGAAGAAAUGCGUAAAGUCUUUAUCACAUACUCUGUAGACACUGAAUGGGAGGUUCUCCGCCUUGCAUAUCUUCUCUGUGCCAAUGGAUUUCAGGCCUGUGUGGAUGUACUCGAGGGACCAUCAAGAGGCAUAGACAGUAUCGGGUGGAUGGAAAGGUUCCUCAGUGAUAUGAGCAUCAUGAUAAUAGUAGCGAUCAGUCCACAAUACAAGGUGGACGUAGAAGCUGAUUCAUCCCGUACUGCUGAUGAUCAUGGUCUGCAUACUCGAUACAUACACAAAAUGAUGCAAUUAGAGUAUAUAAAUCAAGGAUGCUUGAAUUUCAGAUUUAUUCCAGUGCUUUUCCAAAAUGCCACAAUGGAGCACGUGCCAACCUGGCUGAGAAACACUAACAUUUAUCGGUGGCCAAAGCAAACAAAACAUAUCAUCCUGCGUUUAUUACGGGAGGAGGAAUUUAUAACCCCACCUCUUGGAAACUUGCCAUUGCUUCAAGUACAGUCAAUCUUAAAACCUUCAUGAGGGCAAUAUAGUGGGCCUGCAAGGUGUCUUGGUUAAGGUUCUUCACAUGUCAACAAGCCGCUGGGAGGAACCAGACAUGAUAUCCAGCAUUUUUUUAAUUUUAUGCUUAAUUGGGGCAUUUCAGUAGGGGUAUGAGCAUUAUUGUAGAUGCUUGGUUUUAUUUCUAUGUGAUUAAUAUGAAGUUUGCAUAGUUAGCAUGGCACUUCAUUUUAGUGUGUGCUACAGCCUUCACUUAUACAAAACCGCACAUUCUUGCACAUCUACAAACUUUUACAUUAGAAUGCAUUAUGCUACAGGCAUUGAUUCUAAGGGAAAAUGAAUAGGAAAAAUUGGUUUGGUGGUAAAAAUCAACAUUCUUCACUUAUUAAUAGGUUUCUAGCCAAUAAGGAGUACUGUACAUCUCUGUCAGUGCUUAUAAUGACAUCCAUUUUUCAGAAACAUUUUUGAAUGGAUCUGUAAUCCAUAAUCCUGUCACUAGAUGGUGCAAUAAGAUAGAAUGUGCUUAUACCUUGUUUUGCUCAUAAAUGUCAUUUGGUGUAGCUGCUAGGCCUGGAGGCAGAAUCCCUUAGCUUUUAAUAUUUGUUUCUAUUGAUAAUUGCACCAAAUCUUGAUGGAUAAAUCCUUAAAAAAAGAUUAUUUUGCAGAUGUUUUAUAUUUUCUAAUUAAAUAAAAAAAUGAAAAUCAAAA